AUGACCCCAGUUACUUUUGAAUGUAUAUCUGUGGCACUCGUUUCAUUAUUUUUCAUAAAAAUAUUGGCAUAUAUUUACAAACAAAAGUGUGAAAAAGAUAAUUCAAAAGUAAAGAAAGGGAAAGAAAAUAAUAAUAAUUCUACAAUGAAUGUUAAACUUGAUAUCGUUUGUGAUAUAACAAAUAGUUUUGGAAAAUAUUAUACCAAAGAAGUAUUAAAAAAGAAAAAUAUAUUAGGUAUUAUACCAGUAUAUAAAAGUUAUAAUAAGGAAUAUGAAAACGUGGAUAAAUUCAAUGGAUUUAUGGCCGAAUUUUUCAAAUUUUUAGAUUUAAGAAAUGGGAAAGUAAUAUUAGCUAGUGAUAAUAAUUCUAUAAAUAAUUAUAUAAAUCCAUUAUCUAAAAUAGAAGAUACAGAAAAUGAAAAUGAUGAAGAAGAUAUAUUACUAGCUUCAUGUAUUAUUUAUGAAAAGAUAUUAAUAAUCGUUUGUGUAAUUAAUUAUGAUAUGGAUAUUGAAAAACAAUUGGAUUAUUUUUUGAAGAAUCAAAAAAACGAUUUACUUAUUGUUAUAAAUAAUUUAUUUUUAAAUAGCAAUUUGAAAGAUGAAAAGAAUUAUAAAAAUAUGGAAUUAUUAGAAAAAAAAUGUUCCUUAGUACCAAAAGGAGAUGUCAAUAAUUUAUUAUCCUUUUUUGAUUUUAUGAAUAUUAAAAAAGGAUGUAUAAGUGAUUUAUAUUCAAUCAUACAAAUAAAUAUGAAAAACUUUCGUUAUUUUUAUAAACUUUUAGGAAAUACCACGUCUGGUACAUUUUUCAAUGGACAUGUCUAUGAUAAUUUUAUGUCUACGAAUAUAUAUAAUUCACUUAUGGAUAUAUAUGACGAUUUGAUUUCAGAAACAAUAAAAAAAGACAAAAAAAAAAUUAACAUUAAAAAGUUUUAUACCUUUUAUUGUGUAAAGUGUGAUUAUAAAAAAAUUGUGAAAUUAAGUCUUAUGAAAUUAGAAAAUAAUUUCUUCUUAUUUUAUAUAUAUAAUAUCUAUUCGUAUAUUUAUUAUCAGUUAAUAUUAUAUGUAUCUCAGAAAAAUUCUGUAUAA
Plasmodium falciparum 3D7 is the source of this 1086-nucleotide messenger RNA. RefSeq lists its product as uncharacterized. The transcript has a single exon. Bases 1 to 1086 code for a protein of 361 amino acids. The record is from RefSeq and is a predicted model, not a curated record. NCBI's taxonomy places the organism in Eukaryota, Apicomplexa, Aconoidasida, Haemosporida, Plasmodiidae.